CCAAGCAGAAGACUACGCUCCUUGCCAACGAUGAAUCAUGUGCCCACUCGCCUUAGGUAUGUCCCGGAGGUCUUUGAACGGGGAAGUGACGGAGGGCAGGUAAAUAUGACGAAGAUAUAUAUUUAUGAAAGCUAGUGAUGUAUGUUGGAGGUGUGUAGAGGAAGUAAUGCUGGGAAAGAAGGUCAGGAGAAGUGGUGAGCAAUUCAUGUAGCACUCAGUCAGGAUAAGAAAUUUAAUAAUACUACGGAACUGAAAAUGAGGUGGAAAGAGAACGUAAUGAGUGAGAUAAUUGCAAGUCUUUAUGGGAGUUAUAAAGUCGAUGAUUACAGGUUAAAACGUAUAAAGUUGAAAAAAGACCGUGAAGCAAAAUUAAUACGCAGAAAAACAUUAUUAUUAUUAUUAGUAGUAGUAGUAGUAAUAGUAGUAUUCAUUGGUGGAUCCAAGGGGGGUGGGACCUAGGGGGCCCGGGCUCCCCCCAUGGUCCUGAGCGGAUACAGGAACACCAGCUCAAAAGCGCGCUGCGGCUGUAACAGUGCUUUUUCUCAGAGGAAUCGGCCGCCUCAUUCGGAUCCGAAGAGGAACACUGGCCGCCCAGGAAUGCUUUGGCACCAAGACCAGUCGUUACGCCCAUUGAUUCAGGUCAGUCCACCAGUUAUUCAGGAGCAGGACUGCCGAGAAUGGCGAAUCGGUAAUGCUAAUGCCCUCCCCCAAAAAAUUUAUUCCUGGAUCCGCGCCUGGCUUACAUGAAAGGCUACGGUGGGUUUUCAUGAGGAUGCCUUGCUCUUUUCUGUAGCUUUUUCUUUUAUCUUUUUCUUUCCUUUCUAAACCCAUCAUGACUGUCCUCCCUCCAGCUGAUCUGGCACCCCUGGGGGCAGAGAUGCCUGGCAUGGUGUGUCGGCUCCCCCAUGUUGACCGUUUAUUCCGACAUUUAUAAACAUAUUUUAUGACUUUUCAUUGUAAGCUCUCUUCUGUAAAUAUUAUUGGUUUCUUUCUUUAUUUUACAUCUUACAUAGUGCAAAAUAAAUGACAAUUAUGUCGAUGAACGGGCCGCGGCCGCCGAUGGGGGAAACAUUAUUGGUGUUGCUGUUUUUGUUAAACUCUACUUUGUAAACAUCGUUGCUGCUUUUAUUAAGUUUAUUUUUUUAUAACGUUGCCUUUGCAUUACUUUUACUUUUAUUAUCUGGUGACAUUGAGCCCGUUCAAUAUUCUGGGGGUGACCUUUGAUAGCAAGUUGACCUUUGAAGAACAUAUUCGUUCCAUAUCUUCCCCAGUUGUACAGAAAAUUGGUUUUCUGAGGAAGUCUUUUACGAUUUUUGGUGAUAAAUCUGUUAUGAUGAAUUACUUUAACUCUUUUAUACUUCCUAGUCUGGAGUAUUGCUCCCCAGUUUGGUCAUCAGCUGCAGACUCUCAUCUUAGAUUAUUGGAUAAAAACUUGCGUGCAGUUAAUUUCUUAUUCCUGACUUAAGCACUGGCUUGUGGCGCAGACUAUAUAAAAUUUAUCAUAAUGUCAAUCACCAUUUGCACGGGACUACCUGGCUCAUUUGUUCCUGCACGCAUUACCAGGAAUGCAGCCAGUGACAGUAGUUGUGGAUUUUCUCUUGUUAUAUUUAACACAAACCAAUAUUCAAGAUGUUUUAUUCCAUCCACCAUUAACAAGUGGAACGAAUUGCCUAGCCAUGUUGUUGAAUCUGUAGAGCUUCGGAAGUUUAAGCUGGGCGCAAAUAAAUCUUUAUUACGUUGACUUUGAAGCUUAAUUUCUAAUCGUUUUAAUGAAUUACUGCCAGUAUAACAAUACUUGAGUCGUUGUGUUUCAUAUAGUUUUACUUUCUUUUAUCUCUUUCCUUUUCCUUACCAAGUUGCUUCCCCUGAUGGAGCCAUCUGGUUUAUAGUCUUCGACUGUUUCCGGCAGGGUUUGUUUCUUGGUUUACAAUAAUAAUAAUAAUUAUAAUCAAGGAUUCUAGAGUGUCUUCUCUAGACUCCUUGGCCACUAUCAUACUCCGCAAUGUACUUGUGCGAGACUGCAAGCUUUGUGCGCGUGGUGAAGGGCCUUCUGCCCGCUGAGGGGGAGCUGGAGGCGCCGACCACGGCCUUCCCCUUCCUGAAGCUGUUCCGGCGAUAUAGCACCAACAGGGUGAGCUUGCCCCAGCACCUGGCUGACGGCAACCACGAGAAGGAGGAAACAUUUGUGAACAACAAUACAGUACAGAAGGCAGAGGAGGAGGAGGAGGAGGAGAAGGUGAACCUGAAGGAACAAGACGAGCUGUCUUGGUUCCCCGAGUUGCAAGAACUGGAGAAAACACUGGACCCAUCUAGGGACGGGGAGCAACUCACACAGCAGCAGGAGGAGGAGGAGGAGGAGGCAGUGAGCCUCAAGGAACAAAACGAGUUGUCUUUGUUCCUCGAGCUGGGAGAACUAGUGAAAAGACAGGAGGAGGAACUGAAGCAGUCAGGGGACGGGGAGCAUAUCAAACAGAAGGAGGAGGAGGAGGAAAGAGCGUGCCGCAAAGAGCAGGGCGAGUUAUCAUCGUUCCUCGAACUGAUGGAACUUGUGAAGAGACAAGAGGAGAUGCUGAAGCAACCUAAUGACGGGGAGCAAAUCAAAGAGAAGGAGAAGUAUGAGAAGAACAUGGAGGAGGAGGAGGAGAAGGAGGAGGAGGAGGAGGGAGUAAACCUCAAUGAACAAGACGGGUUGUCUUUGUUCCUCGAGCUGCAGGAACUUGUGAAGAGACAAGAGGCGAUGCUGAAGACACCUAAGGACGAGGAACAAAUAAAAGAGGAGAAAGACAAUAACAUAGAAGAGGAGGAGGAGGAGGAGGGAGGGAGCCCCAAGGAACAAGACGAGCUGACUUUGUUCCUGGAGCUGCAGGAGAUGGUAAAGGCGCAGGAACAAGCACUAGAACAGCUGAAGGGUGUGGAGGUCACCAAACAGAAGUCCCGCAAGAGAGUGACGUUCUCCCUGGACAACGUGGACUUCCCCGUCAAGGAGCGGGAGCUGUACAAUGGGCGGGAGUACUUCAAGUGCCGCCGCCGCCUCCUGACGCUGCGCCCCGAGUUGGGCCGUGAAGAACUGGCCGCCCCGCCCCGCCGCCCAUCCCGCAUCCCUGUGCCCCGCCCCGCCAGGACGGCCUCGGCGAGGAACCCAGUCCAGCCUCCCCUCCAUGAACAAGUCCACACCCUCAUAACCACCCCGCCCCGCCGCCCAUCCCGCAUUCCCGUGCCCCGCCCCGCCAGGACUACCUCGGCGAGGAACCCAACCCAACCUCCCCUCCAUAACCCACUCCACACCCUCAGAACCAUCAACAAUCGUCCUCGCCCCGCAUUCCCAUCCCCUGACACACACACGCCCACGCCUCGUCCGCAAACCAAGACUAACACCCCGCCCUCCACCCUCCCGUCCCCCCCCACCCCUUCUGCUCUCAGCGAAGAGUAAGGUGUUCAGCAGACAAGGGGCUGCUGCAGGAUUUCUCUUACUAUUAUCAUUA
Eriocheir sinensis (Chinese mitten crab) is the source of this 3482-nucleotide messenger RNA. RefSeq names its product golgin subfamily A member 6-like protein 22. NCBI's taxonomy places the organism in Eukaryota, Metazoa, Arthropoda, Malacostraca, Decapoda, Varunidae. The transcript has 2 exons. The record is from RefSeq and is a predicted model, not a curated record. Bases 2003 to 3430 code for a protein of 475 amino acids.